UAUGGCGUGAACAAAAUUACUUGUGUCAGAAUGAUGCGGCAGUGUUCCAUGUGCUUCAGUUUCACCCUUUUAUUUAUAAAUUUGCUAGCUAGCUAGUCCCAUCUCCCAUAGAAAGACAGCAGCAGCACUCGAGAAAUUAAACUUGGUCCCAAGAUAGAUAUUGGGAUUCCAAGUUGAGCCCAACAACAUAAUGAAGGAAUCGAACAAGAAAGAUGCUACUAAUGAUACCGUUGAUGGGAUCGACGGUGACGGCGAUUUUGAUCCAAGUGCACCUCCUCCAUUCAAGAUUGCUGAGAUCCGAGCUGCCAUUCCUAAGCAUUGCUGGGUCAAGAAUCCAUGGAGGUCAUUGAGCUAUGUUUUAAGAGAUGUUACCGUCGUCUUUGCCUUGGCAGCAGCUGCUCUGCACCUGGAUAGUUGGAUAUUUUGGCCACUUUACUGGGCUGCCCAGGGUACAAUGUUCUGGGCCAUCUUUGUUCUUGGACACGACUGUGGCCACGGAAGCUUUUCCAACAAUCACUUGCUAAAUAAUGUGGUGGGGCAUAUCUUGCAUUCUUCAAUUCUCGUACCUUACCACGGAUGGAGAAUUAGCCACAGGACACACCAUCAGAAUCAUGGCAAUGUAGAAAAUGAUGAAUCAUGGGUUCCGUUGCCUGAGAAGAUUUACAAGAAUUUAGACUUGACUACUCGGAUUAUGAGAUACACUGUGCCUCUCCCCAUGUUAGCAUACCCCAUAUAUCUGUGGAGAAGAAGUCCAGGUAAAGAGGGUUCUCACUUCAAUCCCUACAGUAAAUUGUUCGCUCCCAGUGAAAGGAAAGCUGUGUUAACCUCAACUGUCUGUUGGUCUAUAAUGGUUCUUCUGCUCAUCUAUUCAUCCUAUGUUUUUGACCCUGUCCAAGUGCUUAAGAUCCAUGGUGUUCCGUACUUGAUAUUUGUUAUGUGGCUGGACUUUGUUACAUACUUGCAUCACCAUGGCCAUGAGCAGAAACUUCCCUGGUACCGCGGCAAGGAAUGGAGUUAUUUGCGUGGAGGGCUUACCACAGUGGAUCGGGAUUAUGGAUGGAUCAACGGCAUCCACCAUGACAUUGGCACACACGUUAUACACCAUCUGUUUCCUCAGAUUCCACACUACCACUUGGUAGAAGCGACAAAGGCAGCUAAGCCGGUGCUCGGAAAGUACUACCGCGAACCUAAGAAAUCUGGGCCAUUUCCACUCCACUUAUUCAGCAAUCUAGUGAGAAGCAUCAGAGAAGAUCAUUAUGUGAGCGACACAGGAGACGUUGUCUACUACCAGACCGACCCCCAACUGUGCACAAUCAAGUCCAACUGAUAUUGUUAAGAGCUCAGACAAAAAGGGGAAUAUUAUAAUAGUUACAAGUCUUAAAAAGUACCACUCAUAGGAGUAUUUGAUUUCCUAAAGCAACCGCAUUCUUUCCUUUAGGUGAAAAGAGAGAUGCUCUUAGCAGGAUAAUAAAUGAUGUAGCAUCUUCUUCAAGAAUUAUGUUCUGAGUUAGAAAGUUAUGGUGGGUGAUCAUAAUAUUCUUUUUAUCU
Messenger RNA from Populus euphratica (Euphrates poplar), 1548 nucleotides. RefSeq names its product omega-3 fatty acid desaturase, endoplasmic reticulum. Gene Ontology annotation, molecular function: oxidoreductase activity, acting on paired donors, with oxidation of a pair of donors resulting in the reduction of molecular oxygen to two molecules of water. Gene Ontology annotation, biological process: lipid metabolic process. Lineage: Eukaryota; Viridiplantae; Streptophyta; Magnoliopsida; Malpighiales; Salicaceae. The record is from RefSeq and is a predicted model, not a curated record. The coding region runs from base 191 to 1327 and encodes 378 amino acids. The transcript has 8 exons.